Molecule: messenger RNA, 1197 nt
Organism: Brenthis ino (lesser marbled fritillary)
Lineage: Eukaryota; Metazoa; Arthropoda; Insecta; Lepidoptera; Nymphalidae
Source: the annotation of a GenBank genome assembly
AUGCGCACAUUACGUAACUUAGCGUGUGAGCAUAGCGACCGCUUUCCUGAGGCUUCUAAACUGGUAGAAACUCAAUUUUUUAUGGACGACUUCGUCUAUUCGGUUCCUGAUGAACAGAUUGCGUCGCAAUUGUCUCGCGACUUAAUUAAUUUAUUAAAAUUAGGCUCCUUUGACCUUGUCAAGUGGGCCACUAAUUCACCCGCUCUAUUAGGGGUUCUUCCCGAAUCCCACCGCCUACCAGUAAAUUUUUCUGGUAUGAAUAAUGAAAUUAAUAAUUUUAAAAUUUUAGGUUUGUCAUGGGAUCCCGCUGAUGAUUUAUUUUCUUUAACUACUGUCCCUGUAGACCAUAAAUACACGAAGCGUGCGAUUCUAUCGCUGGUUGCUCGCUUAUUUGAUGUACUUGGUCUAGUGGCUCCCGUAGUGCUCUACGCAAAAAUUCUUAUUAAAGAACUGUGGCUAGUGCAGAACAUUCAUUUUUCUAACGAAUUACAUUUAAUUAAAACCGGCGAACUUCUGUCUAAGAAUUUGCAGGUUAGGCAUAAAUGGUGUACACCCGAGCACCCCAUACAGAUAGGCACAGUCGUUCUUUGGGGACAAGAUAACGUGCCGCCUUUAACGUGGCCUCUAGGCAUUAUUACUGAGGUUUUUCCGGGAUCGGAUGGGGUAGUUCGAGUGGCUUCAGUAAAAACCGCGUCAGCUAGAAAUGAUUCGACUGAAGAUAAAUCUAACAACUCACGGAAAACUUCACUGCUCACUAUUAUUGAUCCUAGUCAACUUGUCGAUACACAGGCGCUUCCUCCUUGUCCUGAUAGUCUUCCAAUAUCUAAAAGCUCUAGUGUCAUUAAUAGUAACAUAAGUAAAUCUGUAUCACCAGAUCAUAUAUCAAGUCCAUCAAUCUGCGAACAGGUGGCUUUCGAUUAUACCAUGAACGAUAAAGUUUUGGUCCGUUAUUACACUAAGAACAUCGUAUGGAAAUACUACGUUGGUGUGGUGACAGCUUGUAAUAAUCAAACCUAUGAUACCGCAUUUUACACUACAACACGUAGUAAAGGCGAGCUAAAAUUUAAAAACCCAAAGAAAAUUGACAGAGAUACUGUACCAAAACAGUUGCUAGUCAAGAUUAUAAAAAUCUUUAAAAUAUCUGAUAAGCCAGAAGAGUAUAAGUUGCAUGACCAAGAAGAUGAAAUUUAUUUCUGC